Messenger RNA from Fusarium falciforme, 879 nucleotides. RefSeq lists its product as hypothetical. The record is from RefSeq and is a predicted model, not a curated record. The transcript has 2 exons. Bases 1 to 879 code for a protein of 292 amino acids. Lineage: Eukaryota; Fungi; Ascomycota; Sordariomycetes; Hypocreales; Nectriaceae.
AUGGCCGACUCCAGCAAUACUGGCUUCCAAGAGGACAGCAUCGCGGAUAGAUGGGUCAGGUACGAGGAUGACUGGUCGGGCAUAUCGGAUACGAAGGAGAGAAGGAAGGUCCAGAAUCGCCGUAACCAAAGAAUCCUCAGGUCGAGGAGACGAAGGGAACUUGGCCAUGGUGGCGGUGAUGGUGCCGAUGGCCAACCGCGUAUUCCAGCUCCCGAAUGUUCAAACUCUCCGGCACACUGGAGAUACGAGGAUUCCAACAUCAGAGCCGUCACGGCCGCUAUUAAGAGACUCAAUCUUCUUAAUGCCGGACAGGAGCAUGAUCGGAUGAUCCUUCAACGUUUCGAGGCGUUUGCAGAGCAACUCUACAUAAUACACUCUCCGCAACUUACAAUCUUGCCGAUCCUAUCCCAGUUCAACUUUAUCCGAGCUUUGCUGGCCAACAUGGACACCUUGGGUCUCUCGUCUAAGCAGAUGGGCCACAACGCUCUGUCGCUGUUUAAUUCGCCAGACAAUCAUCGACACCGGACCUCAACACGACUUCCAGACGGGCUACGGCCGACAGAUCUUCAAUCCACCACAUUACACCACCCGUGGAUUGAUCUUCUCCCUAUGCCUGAGAUGCGUGAAAACUUGUUCCGACGAGGCUUAGACUGCUUCGAUGAGGAGAAGCUUUGCCACGCCCUCCGUGGACGCAUUCCAGAUCAUGACCCAGGCAUGCUUAUUUGGGGUGAACCUUGGGAUCUAAACAGUUGGGAAGUAACAGAAGCCUUUGCCAGAACCUGGGGCUGGACCAUCACUGGCUGUUGGGGCCUUCUACAUUCUACCAAUGAGUGGCGAGCCAAGCGGGGAGAAAAGCCACUGUUUAGUCUUCCUACAUGA